AUGAAUGCAUGUCGUGACCUCGCGUCGAAGCUCCAGGUUCUCUUUGCCAAUAUGCGCAUCACUUGUACGCGUGAUAGACGGUUGGACUCCGGCGCGGGCGGGUCCGGCGACGACGAUGAUCCAGCGAGAAAUCCCAGAAGGAAACCAGGUUCUCGUGAAGUUUGCGAAAGCUGCUCCUCUCCAUUUAAGAUCAGCCCCGGCGGAGACGACGACGGCGGGCGAUUGCGUUCCAGCCGCCGUCCUCUUACCAGCGCGGCGUGGCGAGGCCAUCCCACUGUUGAACUGGAUGCAACGCGGCCGAUGAUGGCUGGGGAAGAGCAACCGCAGGAGGGGCCUGACUAG
Molecule: messenger RNA, 342 nt
Organism: Gryllus bimaculatus (two-spotted cricket)
Lineage: Eukaryota; Metazoa; Arthropoda; Insecta; Orthoptera; Gryllidae
Source: the annotation of a GenBank genome assembly